CCGGAAGUAGCUGUCCGCUGUCACUGCACAUGGGACCCGGAGCUGGGAUUCUUACCUGCAUCGGGCAGCGGUGACCCGGGUGAUAAGCAGAGCCUCCAUGGAGGAAGAUGAAGACUGCCCAGAACUUGUGCCUAUAACUGACAUAGCACCAUCUGAUGAGCCAGAGGCCAAGAUACCCGUUACCAUCAUCACAGGCUACCUUGGUGCAGGGAAAACCACUCUUUUGAACUACAUUCUGACUGAACAACACAACAAAAGGAUUGCAGUUAUCAUCAAUGAAUUCGGGGAAGGUAGUGCUGUGGAAAAAUCUUUGGCCAUCAGUCAGGCUGGUGAGCUGUACGAGGAGUGGCUGGAAUUGAGGAAUGGCUGUCUGUGCUGCUCUGUGAAAGAUAAUGGCCUGAAAGCUAUCGAGAAUCUAAUGCAGAAGAAAGGGAAGUUUGACUACAUACUGCUGGAGACAACAGGACUGGCCGAUCCAGGUUCAGUGGCUUCCAUGUUUUGGGUUGAUGCUGAGUUGGGAAGCGACAUAUACUUAGAUGGCAUUGUAACGGUUAUCGAUGCCAAGUACGCCAUACAGCAUCUGACAGAAGAAAAAACAGAGGGUCUUAUAAAUGAGGCAGCCCGGCAGGUUGCCCUAGCUGAUGUCAUCAUCAUCAACAAGGUUGAUUUGGUGUCUGAGCAGGAACUGGAAGCCGUAAUAGUUGCUGCUAGGUCAAUCAACGGAGUUGUGAAAAUUUUGAAGACCCAACGUUCAAGAGUUGAUUUAACAGAAAUCUUAGAUUUACAUGCUUUUGACAGCACAUUUGGGGAAAGUUUGCAGAACAAGUUUAUUACUGACGCAACCCAUCCGCAUCUCGAUAAGAGCAUUGUCACAGUUACAUUUGAAGUUGCCGGGAGUGUGAAUGAAGAAAAACUCAACUUAUUUAUUCAGGAUCUGCUUUGGGAAAAAAAUGUGAAAGAUGGGAAAGGCAACGCAAUGGACAUUAUACGAUUAAAGGGACUGGUGUCUGUCAAAGAUAAGGCUCACCAAAUGAUCCUACAGGGAGUUCACGAGUUGUACGAUCUUGAAGAGACCCCAGUGAGCUGGGAAGACUCGACCGAACGAAUAAAUAGAAUGGUGUUUAUAGGUAGAAAUUUGGAUAAGGAUAUCCUCAAAGAGCUAUUUUUAGAGGUGGUAACUUCCUGACUCGAUUUUCAUGGAAGCACCCGAUUGAGGGCUUUCUACCCCAUCAAUGGAGUCCUGAUAAUAAACUGGUUCUUUGCCACUGUCAUGUUUGUAUGUAUACAGAUGUAUGAUACAUUAUUCUUGUUUAAAUAAAAUCCUAAUGUAAGUUAAUAAUGUUUGGCCCUGGUAGUUAUGACAAUAUAUACAAUAUUAAUAUUUUCUAUGAUGACAAUAAAAUAAGCAGUGAUGUUUAACACCA
Messenger RNA from Spea bombifrons (plains spadefoot toad), 1424 nucleotides. RefSeq names its product zinc-regulated GTPase metalloprotein activator 1A-like. Gene Ontology annotation, cellular component: cytoplasm. The transcript is spliced from 16 exons. Lineage: Eukaryota; Metazoa; Chordata; Amphibia; Anura; Pelobatidae. Bases 98 to 1186 code for a protein of 362 amino acids. The record is from RefSeq and is a predicted model, not a curated record.